Molecule: messenger RNA, 1086 nt
Organism: Seminavis robusta
Lineage: Eukaryota; Bacillariophyta; Bacillariophyceae; Naviculales; Naviculaceae
Source: the annotation of a GenBank genome assembly
AUGACGAGUAUUAUUUCUUCCCGAAUACUAGUACUCCCACUACUACUCCUGGCACUACCGUCCAAUAUUGUUGUGGCUUCCUUUGAUUACAUGAACUUUGCCCAAGACGCCGCCAAUCAAGAACGCUGCAAACCGUACAAAUGCGACGAGGGCUAUGAACCGGUUCCGAAAAAGAAACACGAAUACCAAUCGGCCGGUUGCAAUGCCAUGGGAAGCAUGUCCCUGUUUGAUGACGAAGAAGAAGAAGUACCCUACGAAACCUGUUGUCAUCACUGGCAUGCCUGUUAUCAAAUUUGUGGCACGCUCAAGAAGGAUUGCGAUCGCGACUACAAACAGUGCGUGGAUGAAAAAUGCAAAGCCACGGGAAAGGAAUAUGACAAUUGCCUGGAAAAUGCCAAUCAACAGACCAUGUUGUUGGCCGUAGGAGGAUGUCGAUCGCACGAAGUGGAACAGUCCAAACAUUGUGCCUGUACUACAAAGUAUGGAGAUCGACAUUUGAAGGCACGAGAAGAAUCGCUACGACACUUUUACCGCAUGCAUGCACCGGAAAACAAAUCAAAGGUCAAUGCGUUGCUGGAAAAGGCGGAUACCACGCAAAAGUUGGGAAAACUGUUGGUGAAAUUAGUCAAGAAAUAUCCAAAGGCUAUUGAAAUUGUGGAAGAUCCACAAUCGCGCAUGUACCGACAAAUGUUUGGAGCUGGAUUUGGUGGAGGAAAAGAUGGUGACGAGGAGGAGGAAGAUGGCGACGAGUGGGGAUUUGGUAAACAGGGCAAGUACGAUCCAGAUGAUGAUUUUGAUGUCAAUGAGGAUUUGGGAGGCUAUGGAGAAGACGAAGCGGCAGAGGAGGAGGAUGAAGAAGAGGACGACGAGGCAGAAGAAAUGCUGCGACAAGCCGAAGUGCUACGGAUCAAGGCAGAAAAACUCAAGCGAGAAAAGAAAAAGAAACAAGAGGAGGAAGAAAAGAAGAAAAAGAAACAACAACAACAAAAGAUGGAAAAGAAAAAGCCAAAACCACCUCCACCGGUAGAAGAAGUGGAAGAAGAACCACCGAUAGAAGACGAAUUCAACCAAUAUGAAGAGUUGUAG